Molecule: messenger RNA, 1512 nt
Organism: Serendipita indica DSM 11827
Lineage: Eukaryota; Fungi; Basidiomycota; Agaricomycetes; Sebacinales; Serendipitaceae
Source: the annotation of a GenBank genome assembly
AUGGCAUCAACAGCGUCUGCUGAAAAGUAUCCCAUCGACGAAAAGCCACAGGUCGAGGCAUCUGAACAACGCGACGGGACGGGAUCCAUCGAAUCUGGCGACCAGGCAGAGUGGCGACACGGCGUCGACGCUCAGCACGAACAUCGCAUUCUCAGAAAGUUGGAUGUUCACUUGCUACCCUUUGUCUCUCUUCUCUACCUUCUUUCAUUCCUGGAUCGUUCGAAUAUUGGGAAUGCGCGUGUUGCAGGCAUGGCUACAGAUCUACAUCUCGUUGGUCUGCAGUACAAUAUCGCCGCAGCCGUCUUUUUCCUGCUUUAUUGCGCGGCAGAAAUUCCCAGUAAUAUUCUCCUCAAGUUGCUGCGUCCAUCGCGAUGGAUUCCCUCGAUUAUGGUUUCGUGGGGAAUUGUCAUGACGUUGAUGUGUCUCGUCAAUAGCUUUACCGGACUUGUCAUUGCUCGCAUUUUCCUUGGUCUCACCGAAGCUGGUCUCUUCCCUGGAGUCACAUUCUACCUCUCCCUCUGGUACAAACGAUCAGAGCAGUCGAGGCGAGUUGCCAUCUUCUUCUCCGCUGCGACAGUCGCUGGUUCAUUUGGUGGCAUUCUUGCAUACGGAAUCGAAAAACUCGAUGGACGCGCUGGUCUCCACGGGUGGCAAUGGAUCUUCCUCCUCGAAGGUAUCCUGACCGUUCUCGUUGCCGUUGUCGCCUACUGGUACAUGCACGACUACCCUUCCACUGCAACAUUCCUGACUCAAAGUGAACGUGACUUUGUCGUCGAGCGCCUCAAGCACGACUCGACAGACCUCGCAACGCACUAUGACAAAAAGUUUGUCUUCCAGGCGCUCACCGACUGGAAGUGCUGGAUGCAAGUCGUCAUCUACCUUGGCGUUCUCAUCCCCGUCUAUGCCUUUUCGCUCUUCAUCCCAACCAUUAUCAACGAACUUGGCUACCGCGCAUCCGACGCCCAACUCCUCUCGACGCCACCGUAUAUCGCCGGCUGCUUCUUCACUGUCCUCAUCGGCAUCUACUCUGACAAACUCAAACUCCGAGGCCCAAUCGUCAUCGGAUGCGCUACCGUCGCUAUUAUCGGAUACGCCAUCCUCUACGCUACCCCGCAUACUCGUCCUGGGCAAAGCUACGCUGGUACGGUCAUCGCUGCCUGUGGUGUCUUCCCUAGUAUUGCCGUCGUGCUGGCCUGGACGGGAGGAAAUGCCGGUGGAGAUAUCAAGCGUGGUGUCUCGCUUGCCAUGACGAUUGGAAUUGCGAAUCUUGGAGGUAUUUGCUCGUCGUUUAUCUAUCGUUCAAAGGACGCUCCUCGCUUCUACAUUGGACACGGAACCGUCAUUGGAUGCUUGCUCCUUGCCAUCAUCUCCUCUUCGGUCGCCAUGUUUACCUAUCACCGACUCAAUAAGCAAAAGGAGGAACAAUGCCUCCGCGAGGGCAUUGACCAUUCGCAUGCACCCAAGUUCCGCGACAUGGGUGACGCUAGUCCACUCUUCCGUUAUACAAUCUAG